CCUCCGCGCCGCGCCCGCCCGCAGCCUGCGAACAAAGGCAGCCGCCGACUCCGGGGCGCCGCACCGCACCGCACCGCACCGCGCCGCUCGGCCCCGGCCCCGGCCCCCGCCCCCGUCCUCGUCCUCCGCCCUCCUUCCAGGCGGCGAGGGCUCAAGAUGGCUUUAGCCCGGCUCUGCGCCCUGCUGUCGUGCUGCUGGGUGCCCGCCGCGGCCGCGGCCCCCGGCGCGGCGGAGGCGGACGCGGACCCCUCCAAGGAGCUGGAGUGCAAGCUCAAGAGCAUCACGGUGUCGGCGCUGCCCUUCCUGCGGGAGAACGACCUGAGCAUCAUGCACAGCCCCUCGGCCUCCGAGCCCAAGCUGCUCUUCUCGGUGCGCAACGACUUCCCCGGGGAGAUGGUGGUGGUGGACGACCUGGAGAACACCGAGCUGCCCUACUUCGUGCUGGAGAUCUCUGGGAACACGGAAGACAUUCCCUUGGUGCGUUGGAGGCAGCAGUGGCUGGAAAAUGGUACUUUGCUUUUCCAUAUCCACCACCAAGAUGGUGCCCCCAGUCUUCCUGGCUUGGACCCCACUGUAGAACCCCAGACAGAGUCAGCGGAAGAAGAGCUAAGGAUCCUUCACAUCUCGGUCAUGGGGGGAAUGAUUGCCUUGCUGCUGUCUAUCCUGUGCCUGGUGAUGAUCCUCUACACCCGUCGGCGAUGGUGCAAACGGCGUCGGGUGCCGCAGCCCCAGAAGAGUGCCAGUGCCGAAGCAGCCAAUGAAAUCCACUACAUCCCCUCUGUCUUGAUUGGGGGCCAUGGGCGUGAGAGCCUGCGCAAUGCCCGCGUGCAGGGGCACAACUCCAGUGGCACCCUGAGCAUCCGUGAGACACCCAUCCUGGAUGGCUACGAAUACGACAUCACUGACCUGCGGCACCACCUGCAGCGGGAGUGUAUGAACGGUGGCGAGGACUUCGCCAGUCAGGUUACCAGGACCUUGGACUCACUGCAAGGCUGCAAUGAGAAGUCCAGCAUGGAUCUGACACCAGGAAGCGACAAUGCCAAGCUGUCCUUGAUGAACAAGUACAAGGAUAACAUCAUUGCUACCAGCCCUGUGGACACCAAUCACCAGCAGGCCACCUUGUUGUCCCACACCUCUAGUAGCCAGCGGAAGCGGAUCAAUAACAAAACAAGAGCUGGCUCAGCUUUCCUAAAUCCUGAAGGGGAUUCUGGGACAGAGGCUGACAAUGACCCACAGCUGACCUUUUACACUGACCCAUCCCGGAGUCGACGACGCAGUAGAGGAAAUCAUCCAGCAGUGCCAUUCAAGAUGGUUUUACCAUCCCGUUCUGGCCUGAAUCCAAUUUUUGUGGGCUCACCCAGGAGUCCUGUGAAUAAGACCACUCUGACUUUGAUAAGUGUCACCAGCUGCGUGAUCAGCCUGGUGUGCUCGUCCCACAUGAGCUGCCCACUCAUUGUCAAGAUCACCCUGCAUGUUCCUGAGCACCUCAUUGCUGAUGGGAGCCGCUUUAUCCUGCUGGAGGGCAGCCAACUGGAUGCCAGCGACUGGCUGAACCCAGCACAGGUUGUCCUCUUCUCCCAGCAGAACUCCAGCGGGCCCUGGGCAUUGGAUCUGUGUGCCCGACGACUUUUGGAUCCAUGUGAACACCAGUGUGACCCAGAAACUGGUGAGUGCCUUUGCUAUGAAGGUUACAUGAAGGACCCUGUGCACAAACAUCUCUGUAUCCGGAACGAGUGGGGCACAAACCAGGGGCCUUGGCCAUACACAAUAUUCCAGCGCGGAUUUGACUUGGUACUGGGAGAGCAGCCUUCUGAUAAGAUAUUUAGGUUCACCUACACCCUGGGGGAAGGGAUGUGGCUGCCUCUGAGCAAGAGCUUUGUGAUUCCACCUGCUGAGCUGGCCAUCAACCCCUCUGCCAAAUGCAAAACGGACAUGACAGUGAUGGAGGAUGCGGUGGAGGUCAGGGAAGAACUGAUGACCUCCUCCUCCUUUGAUAGCCUGGAGGUUCUCCUGGAUUCAUUCGGACCAGUUCGGGAUUGCUCCAAGGACAAUGGUGGCUGCAGCAAGAAUUUCCGAUGCAUCUCAGACCGCAAAUUGGACUCCACCGGUUGUGUGUGCCCAACAGGACUCAGCCCGAUGAAGGAUGGCACCGGUUGCUAUGAUCGACACAUUGGGGUAGACUGUUCGGACGGCUUCAAUGGCGGCUGUGAGCAGUUGUGUCUCCAGCAGAUGGUGCCCCUGCCAGAAGACCCCACUCUGUACAAUAUCCUCAUGUUCUGUGGGCCAUCACUGAGAUUAGCAAGAGAACCCCUCCCACCCCCACCAGGGCAAGCUGUAUUCUUUUCCUUGGGGAGAGCAAACAGGUGCAUAGAAGACUACAAACUUGGAGUGGAUGGGCGAUCGUGCCAGCUGAUCUCGGAGUCCUGUCCAGAGGGGGGUGACUGUGGAGAGAGCCGAGAGCUGCCCAUGAAUCAGACUCUGUUUGGGGAAAUAUUUUAUGGAUACAACAACCACUCGAAGGAGGUGGCUCCUGGACAGGUGUUGAAAGGGACAUUCAGGCUGAACAACUUUGCCCGGGGCUUGGAGCAGCAGCUUCCAGAUGGCCUGGUGGUGGCUACUGUCCCAUUGGAGAACCAGUGCCAGGAGGAGUUGUCUGAGCCCACGCCUGAUCCAGACUUCCUGACUGGGAUGGUGAAUUUCAGCGAGGUGUCUGGAUACCCUUUGCUGCAACACUGGAAGGUUCGCUCGGUCAUGUACCAUAUCCGCCUCAACCAGCUGACCAUCUCUCAGUCUUUCAGCAAUGCCCUCCAUUCUCUGGAUGGAGCCACUUCCCGAGGAGAUUUUGUGGCCCUCCUGGACCAUUUUGGUAAUCACUACAUCCAGGAGGCAGUCUAUGGCUUUGAGGAGUCUUGCUCCAUCUGGUAUCCCAACAAGCAGGUCCAGCGACAACUCUGGCUAGAAUAUGAAGACAUCAGCAAAGGAAAUUCCCCCUCGGACGAGUCGGAGGAGCGGGAACGGGACCCCAAGGUUCUCACCUUCCCCGAGUACGUUGCCAGCCUGUCGGAGUCGGGCACCAAGCGCAUGGCUGCCGGCGUCCGCAUGGAGUGUCAAAGCAGAGGCCGCUGCCCCUCAUCUUGCCCACUUUGCCACGUGACUGUGAGCCCAGACACACCGGCAGAGCCAAUUUUGCUGGAGGUCACCAAAGCAGCACCUAUCUAUGAGCUGGUCACCAACAACCAAACCCAGCGGCUGUUGCAGGAGGCCACCAUGAGCUCCCUCUGGUGCUCGGGGAGUGGGGAUGUCAUCGAGGACUGGUGUCGGUGUGACUCAAGCGCUUUUGGUGCUGAUGGGCUCCCAACCUGCGCACCCCUCCCACAUCCAGUCCUGAGGCUCUCCACAGUGCAUGAACCCAGCAGCACAUUGGUGGUGCUAGAAUGGGAACACUCAGAGCCACCGAUUGGAGUGCAGAUUGUUGAUUACCUCAUCCGCCAGGAGAAGGUCACCGACAGGAUGGAUCACUCCAAAGUAGAGACCGAGACGGUGCUGAGUUUUGUGGAUGACAUAAUUUCUGGAGCCAAGUCCCCCUGUGCAAUGCCAGCACAAGUGCCUGACAAGCUGUCUUCUACCAUCUCCUUGAUUAUUCGCUGCUUGGAGCCUGACACCACUUACAUGUUCACACUUUGGGGAGUUGAUAACACAGGGAGACGUUCAAAGUCAAGUGAUGUGACAGUCAAGACCCCAUGCCCCGUGGUAGAUGAUGUGAAGGCUCAAGAAAUAGCAGACAAGAUCUACAAUCUUUUCAAUGGCUACACCAGUGGUAAAGAGCAACAAACAGCUUACAACACCCUGCUGGACCUGGGUUCACCCAGCCUGCACCGGGUCCUCUACCAUUACAACCAGCAUUAUGAGAGCUUUGGAGAGUUCACCUGGCGAUGUGAAGAUGAGCUAGGACCCAGGAAGGCUGGCCUCAUUCUCUCUCAGCUUGGGGACCUCAGCAGCUGGUGCAAUGGCCUCCUCCAGGAGCCCAAGAUCAGCCUCCAGCGCACAUCACUCAAAUACCUUGCCUGCCGCUACAGCGAGAUCAAGCUCUAUGGACUCAACUGGUCAGAGCUGAGCCGGGACCUGAAGAAGACAUGUGAAGAGCAAGCACUAAGCGUCCUUUACAAUGACUAUGGUGACAAAGACUACUGAGGGUUUGAGGAGCUACUUACAACCCUUAAAGGAAGAAUGGAAAAAAGGCAGUUGUGGGGGAUUUAUAAAAGGACCUUCAGGGGGUCACUGCAAUCUCUAAGGACCUAAACCAGGGAGAGAACCUACUGCUUCUCGGUAGCACUUACCUGGUAUUAGACUCUUCUUCAACAUGGCCAAUAGCCUUUCUAGUUAAAGGUCUCAUGAGACCCAGGGUUGUUUUUUUGUUUGUUUGGUUGGUUGGUUCUGCUCAUUUUCCCCUUAGAGGUUCUUUGAACUGCAGGCAUGAACUUGCACUCUGGAAUGGAAAAUAAAUUUUUAAAGGUUUGACCUCUUCUCUAAACCCCUCCAAAAUCCUCAUACAGAGUGCAUCUCAAAUUACAAAAAGAGCAAAAUAAUCGAGGCCAGAAGCAGAGAGAAAUCCUGUUUGGAACUCAUAACCCAGCUACUAAAUUAAAGUCAGGAUUGGAACAAUGGUGACAAGGCAUCCAAGUCGGUUUAAAUAGUUUUUGUUGAGGAUCUUAGUCUGGGAUUGGAUCCGAGCAAAAGGUGUUGCUGCAGCCAAGACGGUUUUGCCUCUGUUGCAAAACAUGAACUCUGGACUGCACUGCAAACCACCUUGCUUCACUACAGGGUGAGGAGUUUGCCAGUAGGCACAUCUCAUCAUCUUCACUCUGUCCCCUGGUGGUGGGAUCCUGCAGACUCCUUCCACCUUGUAGUCAGCCCGAGCUGGUGAGUCCCAGUGAUCACUGCUGCAGCCCUGUUCAUCUCAGUGAGCUUUUCUCCUUGAACCAAAUUCUUGGGAAGUAAGUCUCUCCCAUCCCCUCUUCCUUCCGCAUAGUAAAAGUUACUAAAUAAUGACUGAUGUUUGCAGGGAGCUGUAGCCAAGGUGUACAUACCAGGGCAGCAUUUACCAGGCUGGUUCCUGUGUCACUAAACCCCAAAACAUGACACAGAACAGCUUUCCAGAGGAGCGGGACUCUGGAGGGUAGGGUGAUGUGGGAGGAGUGAGGGAAUAACAGUUCUGCUUUUCAUCAGGGGUUGCCUCUCUAUGUUAGUUUGCCUCCCCAUCCAUUUUCACCUUACCAAAGUGAAGCUCCAUCAUAAUGGAUUGGAGUAGGGCUUAUGCCCCUGAAUAUCCACUGAGAUUAGUUUAGCCAGGCACCUUGCUACCUCCUGACGAAAUGUGCAGGCCACCCAUUGGGAGAUCCCUUCUAAUAAACAGGUUUUUGGCUUCUCCCAUUAUGGAGCUCAAGUGCGAUUGCUCUCCCUCCUUCUAGCUCUCCUUGACUGGUCCCCUCAGUCCCUGCUACCCUGUGGGGGCAUCUUGCUGCAGAAGAAUUGAGGAUUGAGACCAUUACAGUAAGAAGUCCCCCCUGUAUUAAGAUCUGCUGUUGUCAUUAACGUCUCCUUUUGAAACUCUUGUUAACACCACAGAGGCAAGGCAGCUCUGGGAGGCUGGGCUCAGUUUAGUUCCAGUUCAUUGGCAGAAUGUCUCAUCAUGAUAUGAUGAGCAGCAAGAGCUGAACUUGACCUUCAGAGCCACCCUGAGUCUGUAGAGGUCUGGCCAAUAGAGAAGACCAUCUUUGGGCUUGUCAGCUGGCUGCUCUGGGAGACAAAUGUGGGUCAGGUGAUGGGAUUUUUUUUUGGCACCUUUUCCAAACAGAAUUUUCCUUUCGCAUUGCGGUGCUGGCUGGAGCUAUCUUAGCUUAUGUUUUAUGUUUUUCUGUCACCCCUCCUUUUCCCACAACGUGCCAAGGACAUACAUCUAACAUUUUGCUGUGCAUCUAGUUGAGCUAAAUAGUUCUUGUCUGAAGCCUCUCUCCUCAGCUAAUUGUGCUACAUCACAGUAUUCCUUAGUAUGUCCUUAGACCAACACGGCUAAAACCUACACCCCUACAUCACAGUAUUUGUAUUCAACAUGCACUGAGAAAUUUCCUCUCUGAAUAUAUCAGCUGUCCCUGUAUCCUGUUCAGAAUGGUAGGCAUAGGAUAAAUUCUACCUGAUACUAGGGAAGAUAGACUUAUGAUCAGUUUGGACAAGCCUGGUGUUAGGAAGUAGCUGGCCUCAAGUGGCAAGUCAGCAAGAGCAGACCUGGAAGAGUGAGCAACAGAUGUGUAGUGAAUGUGACCAACAGGAAAGAGGAGCCUGAGUUGCAAGGGUUGGCUUCUUUGAUUCUGGAUAGAUUGUAAGAUGCUGCCCAGUGUUCAUAGGAAAGCAAAAAGCCUUCCCAUUGUGCAUUUCUUCAGCUAUACAGAGCUGGAGAGGAGGGUGCAGCUCUGGAUAGUGGUUAUACCCAAACUCAGUUGAUUUUUAUUAUAAAAUUGCCCCCCACUUGCAUAGUCAAUAAUAUCAUCAAUGCCUGUCAGUUAAUCCAGUGCAAUUUUGCUUUAUGGUUUGUCUGGCUGGCUCUGGGUGCCUGCCAGUGUGUUCUGCUCAAAGGAUCUCAAGGUACGUUACAAAGCAAUGCUGAACUGGACACCAGGAGUUCAAUGAGCUUGGGCAGUCGCACAUUCUCCCACUGACACCCCUGUGUAUUUAAGCUGGUUCCAGUCCCUAGAAAUCUGGGCUCAGGCACCUUAGUUUACCUCUACUUUUUCCCUCCCAACAACAACAAAACAAGAGAACUUUUAAUUUUUAUCUGGGCACCUACACAGAGAUGGCCAAAAGGGACUUCCGUUUAGUCCAGUUAAACCUGAAUGCCUUUGGCCUUGAAAUAAACUUUGUGCUCACUGAGCAAUAUUGCUUAGGUGUCUUUUUUUUCUGAAACACAGAUGUUUCCUUUUGCUAGCAGACACAUCACUUUUAUUGCUUACUAGGGACAGGAACAUAGAUGGAGGUGGUGCAGACUGUGCCAGCCUAGACUGCUGAACUUUGCCAAGAAAACCCUGCAAAGUCCAGACACUCCGGGCAUUCACAUCUGUCUAGGUUAUUUAUUUGUACUACUCAAGAUUUAUGAUGGGACUUUGCAGCUAUUUCCAUAUUGCUUCUGCUCUUGCAUUUCAAAGCAUUUGCAUUGUAGGUUUAUGACAUCAAAAAGCCUCUCCAGCCAACCCAGUCUUAGUGUCGGGCCCCCUUUCUUACCCGAGAGACUAGAGAAGGAGAUCAAAUAAGCUAUGAAGUCCAGCUCUGUCCCAAUGCGGGGUUAUUUCUAGUACUCAUCUCUUGUAUAUCCUCCAGUCCUUCAUUCAUCUCAAUUUUUAAAGGGGCUGCAGUGUAGGGGUUUCUCUUGGGCCUCUGUGGUCAGCCUCAGUGGAGAAUUGGUCCAUGAGGGUCACAAGCUGGAAAUACUGCCUGACAACAAUCCCGUAUCCCUACCCUCAAAUAUGGGGGAGGGAGGGUCAUGUGAGUAGUUGAUACAGCUUUAGUAAGUUAUGUUAGCCUGGCACCUUGAUGUUCUGUCUUCAGGACACUUAAUUUGUGUUACAGUAACACUGGGAAACUCCAGUUGAGUUCCUGUUCCCAAAGUUCAGUCUUGUCCCAAAAUAGGCAAAGGAUCAGAGGUGAAGUGGCUUGUCCAGGGUCACACAGGAGGACUGUUGCAGUGCUGAGAUUAGAGCUCAGGUUGCCUGGCCCUGCAGCUCACUGUCCUAUCCACAAGACGAGGCUGCCUCCCUCUGAUGCCAAACAGUUGGUAUUCAUACAGUUAUUUCUCUAGUAUCAUAGCCACAUGAGACCUGUUCAGGUGAGGAUCGCCUAGGGAUGUGCUGGUAACAGCACCUUCUGCUACUACUGAAGAAGAUAAGGCCUUGGAUUCUAAUGACAAAGGAAUGAGGGACCCUAUUUUUAAGCUCUUACUGGCCUCCUCAAGUACUGGGAACAUAGCUCACUCCACCUGAGAGCCAUUUUUUUUAUAUAGAGAGAGGUUCUGAAUAUAUAAUUUUUUUUUCUCUCCAUCUUCCUUAAUGUUACAGCUCAGUUGCUCUGUUGGGAACUUAACCCUGGUUGCACAUUAUUAUUACUAACUCUGAAUUAAUAUUUCUUUAAGGUCAGAGUCUUUUUAAGGUAAAGCUGAUUGACUGUGGUAGUGACCCAGAACCAAGCAGGAGUUUGUGUUAUAAUCUGGCUGUGUCACCAUUACAUGUGAUCUGCUUGCCAAAAACAACUUUGGAAUAAAGGGCCAGGUCCUCAGGAAUUGACAUCUGUGGAGAACAUUGUCUUCUGUUGACCAGUGAUUUACAAUGACUUGCACCAUCUGCUGGCUCCAAAAAACUCAAGGCUCACUAACCACAUGUGCUUCUGGGGGAACUUCUCUUCCAUUGAGUUCUAUGAAAUGCUCUGCUAGGUGUGUGCAGUCACAAAUGGCUCUUGCGAAGUAUUAAGCCUUGAAUCUUGGCAUUUUCUAACCAAAUGAAUGUUUGAGAGAAAGUUUUUGUAUGACUAAGUCCACAACUCCCCCAGCCCCUUUGUUUAUUUCUGAAUUAAUGGGGAAAUGAUUCACUAAAGGCGAACCUCUCCUUUUUUUUUUCUUGGACAUACCUGUACCACUGUAAUAGCAUUUACUACCUUUUACUUGUUGUGCAAUUAUUUAACAAGAAGAUUGUUUGGUCCUUUGUUUUUUUUAAAUUACUACAAUUCAUGUUCCUUGAUGUUCUCUUAAAACUCUAAUGUGAUGUUUUACUACUGUAGAUGGAAAGUAGGGGGUAUUAGGGUGGGGGGAACAUGUGGCAAAAAAAAACAAACUUCAGGAAUUACAGUAUUAUUUAAAAAGGUUUUAAAAAUAAUUGUAACACUAUGUAAAAAUCAAGAUGAAGAUUUAACUAACUAUUAAAUGGAGCUGUUAGUAAUC
This is a messenger RNA of Alligator mississippiensis (American alligator), 8977 nucleotides long. It is a transcript of the gene ASTN1, whose product is annotated as astrotactin 1. Gene Ontology annotation, biological process: neuron migration; neuron cell-cell adhesion. Gene Ontology annotation, molecular function: protein binding. The coding region runs from base 157 to 4191 and encodes 1344 amino acids. Lineage: Eukaryota; Metazoa; Chordata; Crocodylia; Alligatoridae. The transcript is spliced from 25 exons. The record is from RefSeq and is a predicted model, not a curated record.